AUGGACCACUAUGUCGCCCAUUUCGGAGACGACCCUAGCAUCAAGGGUGCCAUUGUAUCUACGUUCAAUGGUGGAUGUUUCUUUGGCGCUGCUGGUGCUGGAUGGGCGAACGAUAGAUUUGGCCGCAAGCGUACAAUUCAAAUCGGUUGUAUAUUUGCAUUGUGGGGAUGUGCGAUGCAGUCUGGAGCCAGUAACGUUGCUACUCUCCUUAUUGGGCGUAUCGUCGCUGGUCUUGCGAUUGGUGUUCUUUCGAUGACUGUGCCUCUGUACAAUACGGAAGUUGCACCUCCUAAAAUUCGAGGAUUUUUGGUCGGGUUAAAUCAACAGAUGCUUGGCAUCGGUUUUAUUGUGGCAAACUGGGUUGGCUAUGGCUGUCAGUUUAUCAAGUCAGAUGUUUCUUGGCGUCUUCCUCUUGGUUUGCAGAUGCUACCCGCAGGCUUGCUGUUUGUCGGCAUUCAUUUCCUUCCCUUUAGUCCUCGCUGGCUACUCGAAGUUGGAAGAGAUGACGAGGCACGCAAAGUCGUUCUCAAAUUGCACGGAAAUGACAAAGUCGCAGCCGAUGAGGAGUAUACAAAGAUGUACACCACCAUCAAAGCGGAACAUUCUAUCAAAAGCAGGAGAAUUAGUGACUUGUGGGCUACGCGUGCGAUGGCCCAUCGUACCCUUGUCGCUGUCGGUGUACAGGUGUUUUGUCAGUUCACAGGCAUUAAUGUUAUCAACUACUAUGGGCCACAAAUGUACACCGCCCUUGGAAUCAACGGUGGAAAAGCACUUCUAGUUCAAGGGAUCUACGGCGCCGUCGGUCCAAUUGCCAAUAUCUUCUUUAUCACACUUAUUUUGGAUCGCGUAGGACGCAAGAAGCCUCUUCUGUUUGGUGCAGGCAGCUUCGUCGUUACUUUCUCUAUUCUAGCGGCUAUACUAGCCACAAAUCCUCUCGAUGCACCGGAGACCAACGCUUCUGCUCAAAGAGCGGGCAUUGCUAUGAUAUUUUUGACCAGUAUUUUCUUCUCUUUGAGCUUCGGACCUGUCAGUUGGGUAUUGGCUUCAGAAGUUUUCCCAACGAGUACUCGUUCCAUAGGGACUAGUGUUGCAACAUGUGCAAACUGGGCCUUCAACACUCUCCUCUCACAGGUAGCACCACUUGGAAUAGCAAGAGUUGGCUGGAAAUUCUACAUGCUCUUUGUUUCUCUCAACUUCGUGGAUUUCAUUGCAAUUGCAUUAUUCUUCCCUGAGACCAAAGGAAAAUCACUAGAAGACAUGAAUCAAGUGUUCGGAGAUGUGCCUCCUGAACCAACCAACAAGGAAGUUAAAAACUCGAAACAACUACAUUCUGACGAAGAAAAGAGUGUCGAGGCCACAUGA
Molecule: messenger RNA, 1362 nt
Organism: Psilocybe cubensis
Lineage: Eukaryota; Fungi; Basidiomycota; Agaricomycetes; Agaricales; Agrocybaceae
Exons: 16
Coding region: 1-1362 (453 amino acids)
Biological process (GO): carbohydrate transport; transmembrane transport
Cellular component (GO): membrane
Molecular function (GO): carbohydrate:proton symporter activity
Source: RefSeq, a predicted model, not a curated record